CAGUCUUACUACUGCUGCCAAGCCCAGCAACCAAGCGGACCAGGACCAUGGCUGUACCCCGUGCCUUUUUCCUGUGCUUGGCUCUGUGCUUUUCUCCCGCCUUUUCUGCAAGUUAUAAUGACCCCUGCAUGGCCUUGGAUACAGUCCUCACCUCUGACAACCCGGGAAUCAGCACUAAGGCUGGGGUCUCCGGCGGGAACAGAACUUACACAGUGUCCGUUCCUGUGAACAGUUCCGUCAGUGCCGUGAUUCUGAGAGCAGUGAACCAGAACAACCACACGGUGGGCUCCUGGGCUGGACCAGAUCAGCAGUGCAACACCAGUGUCCUCUAUCGAGUGACAUCCUCAGACAACUCCAACUUCCAGGCAACCUGGAUAGCUCCUGAUUCUGAGGAUGUGACCAAAAUCAACCUGCAAGUCUUCAUCGUCACUGCCAAUCGCACAGCUACGAUGUCAUCUGUGAGACUGGAACAGAUAACAACACCUGCACCCUUGACCCCCACCCCUGAGACUUCUGGGACCAACCAGACCACAACCAUGACUACAGCCAAGAGCCAGACCACAGCCAAGACCACAGCCAAGAGCCAGACCACAGCCAAGACCACAGCCAAGAGCCAGACCACAACCAUGACCACAGCCAAGACCACAGCCAGAAGCCUGGCCGUCAACGCCCUCGGCAGCCCCCUCGCAGGCGCCCUCCAUAUCCUGCUUGUUUUUCUCAUCAGCAAACUCCUCUUCUAGAGGAGACGGAGGAAGCCGAUCUUUGACCUACAGAACAUCCUCCCAAAGCUAACUCCAGGCCAGUGCUUAGCCGUGUGAAUGAAGAUUUUUUUUAUGUCCUCAGUGUGCAGCUCCACCACCUCGGACCACAGACAUGUGAACGAAUUAGUGCAUUUGAGCAACACAGACGUUUGCCAGGAUCUUUCAGGGCACACAUUCUGCUUUUUGUAAAUACUUAGGCCAGUCUAGUUGUAACCUGGAGUUCUGACUCUCAGUUUUACAUGCUGACAGCCAAUCUGAACUUCCGUUUAUUGCCAAAGGAUUCCCAUGAGCCUCCUGGGUUGGGGGGUGGGAGGGGGAUCCUUCUUUACUUUCAAGAUGAUUUCAGAUUUCUGGCCAAAUCUACUCAGGUUACAAAGAACUUCUGUGACUUGCAUGACUAAAGGGAAAAAGGAGAAAUGAGUGACAGUCUCGUGGCUCUUAGCAGAUCCCCUUUGUGCCCAGACCAGCAGGUUUUGAGGAGCAGAAGUAUAUGAAAACUAUGUCUGAGGAGCCAAUGACGGGACACAUGAUUUUUUUUUCCCCUAAGUCAAAUAAACAAUAUGUUGAACAAGAAUAAUAAAUGUGUUAAAUCGAAAGAUAAGCUUUAAAUGAGUGAUAAAAAUACAAAGUGUUACCCAAAUUUGUUUCUAAAACUACCAAUGAAAUUUUGUGUGUGUGUGUGUGUGUGUGUGUGUGUGUGUGUGUGUGUGUGUGUGUGUGUGCGUGCUCAAGGACAGAUACAAGGUUAAUUUAAUCUCAAUUUGGUCAAGUAGUCAAAACUGGUUACUUCUUCCUUGAUGGUAAUAUCAACCAAGAAAUGAACAAAAAAAAAAAAACCCUUGUAAUAUUUA
This is a messenger RNA of Peromyscus maniculatus bairdii (prairie deer mouse), 1612 nucleotides long. RefSeq names its product placenta expressed transcript 1 (gene Plet1). Gene Ontology annotation, cellular component: external side of plasma membrane; apical plasma membrane. The record is from RefSeq and is a predicted model, not a curated record. Gene Ontology annotation, biological process: wound healing, spreading of epidermal cells; positive regulation of cell migration; negative regulation of cell-matrix adhesion. Lineage: Eukaryota; Metazoa; Chordata; Mammalia; Rodentia; Cricetidae.